Molecule: messenger RNA, 2793 nt
Organism: Ananas comosus (pineapple)
Lineage: Eukaryota; Viridiplantae; Streptophyta; Magnoliopsida; Poales; Bromeliaceae
Product: probable pectin methyltransferase QUA2
Exons: 8
Coding region: 366-2324 (652 amino acids)
Cellular component (GO): cytoplasm
Molecular function (GO): methyltransferase activity
Source: RefSeq, a predicted model, not a curated record
UAAAUACUUUUACCAUUAUUUUUAUUUUUUUUAUUACUAUUAUUGCAAUGCGAGUUCGAAGGGAUUACAAAGGAAAAAUCUCGUGACAAAAACCUCAUUAACAUUAUUAUGUGUACUUCACUUAGCCCCAUUCUUUUAUGAUGUAGUUAUUGAGGUAUAUGGGGGGUCGUUCCAUGCAUAUUAAUUGUUUCCUGCCUCAGCAUGUCCUGUUCCUACAACUCUUUUAUGCACUGCACACUCUCCUCGUCUUCUUCUCUUACGAAGUCACCAAUUGAGCUAAAACCCCGAUCUCUGUACAAUUCCUUGAGCAAUUCUCCAAUCUGAGUUUUGAUUCUAAUCCAAUUGGAUCGGCCGAGAGAAGGCGAAUGUCGCGGCCGUUGCACCGCGGGCGAUCCGGCGGCGCCCACCACCUGUUUGAUCAAAUGUGCCAACCAAAUAACUUGUCUAUUAAUGGAUAUGGACAUGAGCUCCCGGGCUUCGGCGGGAUCAUGAGAAGUAGGAGGAAAUUGAUGCUCUUCGUUUUCAAACUCGGUGUAGUUUUAGUCACUGUUUUUACCCUUCUCGGCUCCUUUUAUUGGGCCGUCUCCCUCUCCGUCUCGUCGUGGAACAGCGUUUACCGCAAUUACCGUCGGCUGCAGGAACAGCUUGUCGCGGACCUUUCCGAUAUCGGGGAGCUCGCGCUCGGCGUUUCGAAGUCUAAGGAACUUGAAUUCUGCCCUGAAGAGUACGAAAACUACGUCCCGUGUUAUUACAAUGUAUCGGAGAGUUUGGAUUCAGUGGAUCUUGAAGCGAAUAUAGAGUACGAGCGUUGGUGUUCUCGCGGCCCUUCCUUUGGUUGCUUGAUUCUCUCGCCGACGAAUUAUAGAAUCCCGCUUAGGUGGCCGAACGGGCGAGACGUCAUUUGGAAGGAGAAUGUGAGGAUCACUGGGCAGGAGUUCUCCUCUGGGAGCUUAACUAAAAGGAUGAUGGUAGAGGAAGAGCAUAUCUCUUUCCGCUCCGACUCCCUGAUGGUUGAUGGAGUCGAAGACUAUUCGCAUCAGAUAGCUGAGAUGAUUGGACUGAGGAACGAGUCUAAUUUCAAUGAGGCAGGGAUCAGAACUAUUUUAGAUAUAGGGUGUGGAUUUGGUAGCUUGGGAGCACACCUUUUCUCAAAGCAGCUGCUAACUAUGUGCAUUGCGAAUUAUGAGGCUUCGGGCAGUCAAGUUCAGCUCACAAUGGAGAGAGGCAUUCCCGCUUUGAUAGGUUCAUUUGCUUCGAAACAGCUCCCAUAUCCAUAUCUUUCCUUUGAUAUGGUGCACUGCGCUGGAUGUGGGAUUGAGUGGGAGAAAAAUGAUGGAAUAUUCUUGAUUGAAGUUGACAGACUUUUAAGGCCUGGGGGUUAUUUCGUCUGGACUUCACAUUUGAACACUGUUAGAUCUCUGCGUGACAAAGAGAACCAGAAGAAAUGGACGGCCAUCCGUCAUUUUGCUGAAAACCUUUGCUGGGACAUGUUGUCACAACAAGAUGAAACAAUUGUGUGGAAGAAGACUACUAAAAAAAAAUGUUACAGUUCUCGGAAAGCUGGACCAGCAGUCUGUGGUAGAAGCCAUGAUACUGAGUCUCCAUACUACAAACCACUUAAUCCCUGCAUUGCUGGAACAAGAAGUGAGCGGUGGAUUCCAAUUGAAUAUCGAACCCCCUGGCCAGCUCGGGUUCGAUUGAACUCAACUGAACUUAAUAUACACGGCGUGCAGUCAGAUGACUUUGCUGAAGAGGUUUCAAGCUUGAAUUCGGCAGUGCGGAACUAUUGGUCGCUGCUUUCACCACUUAUAUUCUCAGAUCAUCCAAAGAGACCUGGAGAUGAGGAUCCCCAACCACCAUUCAACAUGCUAAGGAAUGUGCUAGACAUGAAUGCUAGGUUUGGUGGAUUUAAUGCCGCUCUUCUCGAAGCUGGGAAAUCUGUGUGGGUGAUGAAUGUUGUGCCUGCAAGUGGUCCUAACUAUCUUCCUCUGAUUUUUGACCGAGGAUUUGUAGGAGUUCAGCAUGAUUGGUGCGAAGCAUUUCCGACAUAUCCAAGAACUUACGAUAUGGUGCAUGCUGAAGGAUUGCUUUCGCUCGAGAGGCAUCAGAAACACAGGUGUUCCAUGCUUGAUAUAUUCUUAGAGGUUGACCGCAUUCUCAGACCAGAGGGCUGGGUAAUACUUCGCGAUACAGCUUCUCUUAUUGAAGCUGCUAGAUCAGUGACUGCACAGCUGAAGUGGGACGCCCGUAUGAUAGAUCUCGACAUCAGCAGUGAUGAGAAACUCCUAGUCUGUCAGAAGCCCUUUUUCAGGAGGCAGCAAUGAUUAUAUACCAUAAGUUAACAAUUAACACAGGUUGUUAUUUGGCGGAUGAUGGCAACAAUAAGGAAAAGAAGGAUUACAAAGUUAAAAACACAGGAGGAGGUAAGAAUUAUUGUUCAGUUAGCAUAAUCUUGUACUUCUAUGGAAAGCGCAAGGUUUCCAUGGAGCUUUGUAAUUAGCGAAAUAGGCAACGGUCCUCUCAGACAUAAGGUCAUGUUGUUCUUUUUCCUGGUCGAAGUUCAGUAUAAGGAUAGGAAUUGUAGCUGCGAAAGCUAUCUUAAGUUUGAAGCAUACAGAAUAAAGGGUUGAUGCUGCAGUACACACACAGGUCACAGCCAAUGUAUUUAUGUUGGUAUAUUACUUUUGAACUCAUUCCUCCUUGAAUGGGCACUUAUUCUUUCUUUUUGUACAUUCUUUCUUUGGUUAUUGUUGCAGAACCAGUUCAGCAAAUCAAUGCAUCAUUUUGUGUUUA